AAACACUUUCAACUAGAGAAAGCGGACGAACAAAAUCUCCCAAUAAUCUUCCGUUUUUUUGGUUUUGUUACGAACUUUUCUUAGAUCUUGCUGAUUCUGGAUUUCGUCUGGAAGUAUUCGAGAGGCGAGGAAAUUAUGAGGGAAGAAGAAAUUGAGAAGAUCCGAGGCGUGGUUCGAGACUGCGUCAGUAAGCACUUGUAUUCGUCAGCCAUCUUCUUCGCCGAUAAAGUAGCGGCUCUUACCAAUGAUCCAGCUGACAUAUAUAUGCAAGCUCAAGCUCUAUUCCUUGGCCGCCACUACCGUCGCGCCUUUCACCUUCUUAACGCUUCUAAGAUUGUCCUCCGAGAUCUUCGAUUCCGUUACCUCGCCGCCAAGUGCCUCGAGGAAUUGAAGGAGUGGGAUCAGUGUCUCUUGAUGCUUGGUGAUGCGAAGGUUGAUGAAGAUGGAAUUGUGUAUGAUGCUAAAGACGGGAACGUGAUAGAUUUUGAUAAAGAUGGAGAGGACCGAGAAAUUAAUAUAUCAUCGGCGAUAUGCUUUCUAAGAGGAAAAGCAUACGGAGCCUUACAAAACCGUUCUCAGGCUCGACAAUGGUACAAAGCUGCUAUCAAGGCUGAUCCUCUGUGCUAUGAGGCUUUGGAAUGCCUGAUUGAAAGUCAUAUGCUUACAUCUGAAGAAGAAUCGAGUCUGCUUUCUGCACUGCAAUUUAGUCCAGAAGACGGAUGGCUCUCUUCUUUCUAUUCAUGCUUGAUAAAGAAGUAUGACAAAGAGAACACGGUAGAACUCAAGUUCAAGAAGCUUGAGAACGAGACUAGUGGUAGUGUCUCUGGCUCAUCUAUGACCACAUUGGCUAAUAACACUGAUCUGUUGGCCUGUAAAGCUGAGUACUACCAUCAAUGCUGUGAAUAUCAAAAGUGUUUCGAACUAACCGCUGCGCUCCUUGAGAAAGAUCCGUUUCAUCUGAAGUGUACCUUGGUACAUUUGGCCGCUGCCAUGGAACUUGGUAAUUCAAAUGAGCUCUAUCUAAUGGCGUGCAAUUUGGUAAAGGACUACCCUUCGAAGGCGUUGUCAUGGUUUGCUGUGGGCUGUUACUACUAUUGUAUCAAAAAGUAUGCUGAAGCUCGGCGGUACUUUAGCAAAGCUACAAGUAUAGAUGGCUCAUUCUCACCAGCUUGGAUAGGUUAUGGUAAUUCCUUUGCGGCCCAAGAGGAGGGUGACCAAGCCAUGUCUGCCUAUCGCACUGCCGCUAGGCUAUUUCCAGGGUGUCAUUUGCCAACUCUGUACAUUGGAAUGGAGUAUAUGCGAACUCACAGCUACAAGCUUGCGGACCAGUUUUUCAUGCAAGCAAAGGCGAUAUGCCCUUCAGAUCCACUUGUUUAUAAUGAACUCGGAGUUGUUGCAUAUCAUAUGAAAGAGUAUGGUAAAGCUGUGCGGUGGUUUGAGAAGACAUUGUCCCAUAUACCAUCUGUAUUAACUGAAACCUGGGAACCAACUGUGGUCAAUCUCGCUCAUGCAUAUAGAAAGCUAAGAAAGGACCGUGAAGCUAUCUCAUAUUAUGAAAGAGCACUUACACUAUCAACUAAAAGCUUAAGCACUUAUUCCGGCUUGGCUUACACCUACCAUUUGCAGGGGAAUUUCUCAGCUGCCAUCUCAUAUUAUCACAAGGCCUUGUGGUUGAAACCUGAUGAUCAAUACUGUACUGAGAUGUUGAACGUGGCUCUCAUGGAUGAAUGUCAGAAUGGGGUUGAUGCAAAGGUUGAGCUCUGCUAGAAAUUGGUCAGUUAAAUUAACCGCCUUAUUCUAG
Molecule: messenger RNA, 1801 nt
Organism: Arabidopsis arenosa
Lineage: Eukaryota; Viridiplantae; Streptophyta; Magnoliopsida; Brassicales; Brassicaceae
Source: the annotation of a GenBank genome assembly